UUGAAGCUUGCAGGCUUGCAGCUUGUGUUCUGCUCCGAGAAAGAUGUCAUGCUCUUCGAGAACCUCUGUUUCAAAAGGCAAGCUUCAAUCUUUAUUCACAAACCCAGAAAGACCCAUUUCUUCAGAUACAACCAAGCUUCAAUCUUUGUUCAGAAACCAAGUUCACUCUUCAAAUCCCACAACUUCAACCGAAACCCCAAUUCCAAGUGUUCCAAACCAAACCCCACUUGAAACUUUCCUCCAUACAAACUGUAAGUCUGGUAAUUUCACUCUCAAUGAAGCACAUCACUAUUUUGAGUACAUGAUUCAUAUGCAACAUGUUCCUCCAAUGGCGUCAUUCAAUCGAUUAUUUGGUGGACUUGCCAAGAGUAAGCAUUACUCUCAUGUUUUCUCAUUUUCAAGUAAGUUAAUGUCUUCUGGGUUAUUGCCUGAUUUCAUUACGCUUCAUAUUUUGCUGAAUUGCUUUUGUAAUGUGAAACGGGUUUGUGAUGGUUUCAUGGUUCUGGGAAGUAUAAUUAGGAAGGGCUGUAGACCCAGUGCUGUGACUUUUACUUCUUUGAUUAAAGGGUUGUGUAUGGAGGAUAGGACUGAUGAGGCAUUGAGGUUGUUGGAGAAAAUGGUCAAGUUUCAGUGUCAGCCUACUGUGAUGACUUGUGGUACUUUGAUUAAUGGGUUGUGCAGAGCAGGCAAGACUAGUGUUGCACUUAGGUUACAUGAAGACAUGGCCAAGGGGAAUGGCGGAUUUGGUGUGUUUUGUAAGCCGAAUGUGGUGACUUAUGGGAUUAUUAUCGAUAGGCUUUGUAAGGAUGGCAUGAUAGAUGAGGCAAAAGAGCUUUUCUUAGAAAUGAAAAAUAGAGGGAUUCUUCCUGAUGUAGUUGUGUAUAGUGCUCUGAUUCAUGGUUUGUACUAUAACGGAAAAUGGGAAGCGGGUAAAGUGUUGUUGCAUGAGAUGGUUAAUUGCGGUAUCAAGCCUAAUCUGGUGACGUUCAAUGUGCUAAUAUCGGCACUUUGCAGAAGGGGAAAUAUGCAAGAGAGCAGGGAUUUGGUAAAGCUUAUGAUACGAAGAGGCAUUAGUCCUGAUUUAGUUACAUACAACACAUUGAUAGAUGGCUUCUGUUUGGUGGGUUGCCUUAAUGAAGCGAGAGAACUGUUUCAUACUAUGUCAAGGAGAGGGUGUCCACCUGAUGCUGUUAGUUACAAUGUGUUGAUAAGUGGAUACUGCAAGUAUUGGAAGAUACAGGAAGCCGUCAGUGUUUACGAGGAGAUGAUGUGCAAAGGAGUUAGGCCAACACUAGUAACAUAUAAUGUCUUAUUAACUGGUCUGUUUAAGUUAGGAAGAGUUCAAGAUGCACAAAAGCUAUUUGCUGAGAUGCAAACUCAGAACAUCCUACCUAAUUCAUCAACAUAUAAAAUAUUGUUGGACAGGCUUUGCAAAAAUGAUCGUUUACAAGAGGCAAUGGAUAUAUUUCAUACUUUAGAAAAUAACCGCAGUUGUGAACUAAGUGUUGAAAUUUUCAAUUCACUUAUUAAUGGGUAUUGUAAGGCAAAGAAGCUUGAAAUUGCGUGGGAUCUAUUUUGCAAAAUGUCAGAAAAAGGCCUGGUACCAGAUGUUGUAACAUAUAGCAUGAUGAUUCACGGGCUCUGUAUAGAAGGGCAACUCGAAAAGGCAAAUGGUUUGUUUUUGGAAAUGGAAGGAAAGGGUUGUGCUCCAAACAUUGUCACUUAUAAUACCCUUAUGCGUGGUUUUUGCCAAAAUAAUGACUUUGAAAAGGUUGUUGAACUUCUUAAUAAGAUGUCGGAAAGAAAUCUGUCACCAGAUGAUUCGACAACCUUCAUUGUAAUAGACUUGCUCUUGAAGGAUGAAAGCUAUCGGAAAUGUUUGGACUGGCUUCCAAGAUUUCGUGCCAGUAGCCAAUUGAAAGGUGAGGCAACAAACUUAAAGUAGCUUGCAUGAUUUUGAGUCAUUGAUCCUGACAUAAGUUCUUCUGAUUCUGGUUACUCACACAUUUAACCAGAUAUUACAAAUAAGGAAAUGGCAUUUGCCAAUUGCCAUUGUCUCGAUUGCCAACUGUUAUUGCAUCAUGUUCAAAAUUCUGCAGCUGUGGAAAAAAAUGAGACUAAUGGUGUAAUGUGAUAGUUUUGAAUACAUUAGUGGACCAGCCUGUGGGUGAAUUGCAAGAAUUUAGGUUGCAAAGAAGCAAGAUAUAGUGCUCAUGCUGUACAUAUUAGAAGUUCAUGGUCUACGCCAUGGUGUUAAGUUGAAUAAUUGCCUACCUGUGUUGUUCUAUAGACUUCGUUCCAAUGCUGUUAUCUGCUAAGUUGUAGUAAUCAGUCCAUCCCCUAAUCUGCUUGAUAAUGUUGCAAUACACGUUCUAAGUUCUUUCCACUGCAUUCGUACACAUUCAGCAUCUAAUAAUAGAUCAG
This is a messenger RNA of Argentina anserina (silverweed cinquefoil), 2424 nucleotides long. RefSeq names its product putative pentatricopeptide repeat-containing protein At1g12700, mitochondrial. The transcript has a single exon. The coding region runs from base 44 to 1945 and encodes 633 amino acids. Gene Ontology annotation, molecular function: protein binding. Lineage: Eukaryota; Viridiplantae; Streptophyta; Magnoliopsida; Rosales; Rosaceae. The record is from RefSeq and is a predicted model, not a curated record.